AUUUUGCACUGAUAACUUUACGUGUAUUUAAGUAUUUAGUUUUUCAAACUAAGUGUACUUUUAGUUGAGUAGAUUAUUUCUGAAGCUUCAGAUUCUCCGCUGAAUCAUCAAUCAGCUGUUAUUCUCCUUCCGGUCCACCAGGCGACGCUGCUGCACCGAAACGGCUCAUCUCAGAAGAAGACAGUCAGUCCAAAGUCUGAUCCGCCUGUUUGGAUUCAGAACUUUGUGGGAUUCCUGGUGGACCGAAGCAUCGCUAUGAACAGGCUGAAGCUCAUCUCCGGACACCUGAGUCCCGGCGGCUCCGCGGCGCCGCUGCCCGAUUUACGGAGCUUCGACUGCGGCUGCGCGGCGCCCAGUCCCGGGGACGAGGUGGUGGUGGUCCACGGCCGGAGGACCGCGAUCGGAAAGGCCAAGAAAGGAAGUUUCAAGGACACCACGCCAGACGAGUUGCUGAGCGCCGUGAUGACUGCCGUCCUGAAGGACGUGGGACUGUCCCCGGAUCAGCUGGGGGACGUCUGUGUGGGAAACGUUCUGCAGCCCGGAGCCGGAGCUCUGAUGGCCCGAGUGGCUCACUUCCUCAGCGGUUUUCCAGAGAAGGUUCCAGUUUACACGGUGAACAGGCAAUGUUCCUCUGGCCUGCAGGCGCUGCUCAACAUCGCAGGAUCCAUCCGGAGCGGAUCCAUUCAGCUGGGCCUGGCCUGCGGAGUGGAGAGCAUGUCGCUCCGAUCCAUGGGGGAUCCAGGAGAUCUGAGCUCCGGACUGUCGGCCAACGCCAAGGCGAGAGACUGUCUGAUCCCCAUGGGCGUCACGUCGGAGAACGUCGCCGAGCGUUUCGGAGUUUCCCGCCGGCAGCAGGAUUCCUUCGCUCUCGACUCGCAGAUCAAGGCGGCCCGGGCCCGGGACUCGGGGCGGUUCGACCGGGAGAUCGUUCCCGUGUCCGUCACGGUCCGGGACGAGUCGGGCCGGGAGCGGCGGCUGGAGGUCCGGACGGACGAGGGAAUCCGGGCGGGAACGACCCUGGAGGACCUGGCCCGGCUCCGACCCGCCUUCAAACCCGAUGGAACCACCACGGCAGGAAACUCCAGCCAGGUGAGCGACGGGGCGGCGGCGGUUCUGCUGGGCCGCCGGGCCGCCGUGGAGGAACUGGGUCUGCCGGUUCUGGGCGUGCUGCGGGGCAGCGCCGUGGUGGGCGUCCCGCCCGACCUGAUGGGCGUCGGCCCGGCGCUGGCCAUCCCGGCCGCGCUGCAGCAGGCAGGGCUGAAAGUGAACGACAUCGACGUGUUUGAGAUCAACGAGGCGUUCGCCAGCCAGGUGACUCUCUCUAGGGGGCGCCAUCGCUCUGGGUCACCCUCUGGGCUGCACCGGCGCCCGGCAGGUUGUGACGCUGCUGAACGAGCUUCGGCGCCGAGGCAGGAGGGCGUUCGGAGUCGUCUCCAUGUGCAUCGGAACCGGGAUGGGAGCCGCCGCCGUGUUCGAGUUCCCCGGGCCAUAGCGACCCGGUUCUGGCGGGUCCAACAGCUCCGGCCCAGAACAUCAGGAAUGUUUCCAGUGAUUCCAGUUUGAUCGGCCCGAUUCCCAAAAACUGGUUUCAGUUUCUGUCCGAAGUUUAAAUCCGACCCGCUGCUGACCUCAGCCGAUAACGACCCGAGUGAAAUGCCGGGUCAGCGCCGAGGAGGACGAGUUUCCUGCAGAUCCUCUUAAAGGGCCGGUUCAGACCGAAUGAGUUAAUAAAACCAGCCAAUCAUGUCUUGGAAUGAAAUAAUGUUGAACGUUUCCUCCUGAUGAUGUAAUAAAGGUACAAACGGUCUGUUUCCUCA
Gambusia affinis (western mosquitofish) is the source of this 1817-nucleotide messenger RNA. It is a transcript of the gene acaa1, whose product is annotated as acetyl-CoA acyltransferase 1. The transcript has 12 exons. NCBI's taxonomy places the organism in Eukaryota, Metazoa, Chordata, Actinopteri, Cyprinodontiformes, Poeciliidae. Gene Ontology annotation, molecular function: acetyl-CoA C-acyltransferase activity. Gene Ontology annotation, cellular component: peroxisome. Bases 256 to 1563 code for a protein of 435 amino acids. Gene Ontology annotation, biological process: phenylacetate catabolic process; fatty acid beta-oxidation. The record is from RefSeq and is a predicted model, not a curated record.